UGAUCCGCGGGGUCUCGGUGCGCUCAGACGCGCUCGGCGUUCAGACUCAUCAGGACCCCGAUGGCCCCCAACCAGAGGUACUGCGCUAACCAGACGACCAGCGUCAAGCUCCCCUAGCGAAGGCAGGACCCCGUGAGCCUGCUCCUGGAAUACCGCAUUGUUUUAUAAUUUCCAACAAGAGAGAGGAAGGUGAUGAUGAUGCGCCCGCGAUGGUGGAUUUCCCUUUUGUGCGUCUGUGGAUUGAUGCACGUCGGUCACCAGAGCAGCCCUAAUGCCCAAAAUGGAGACGCCUUGUCGAGCUUGAAGGCUCUUCGUGAUGCGGGCAGGUUUGCUGGGAAGGAGGACACGGUGCCUCUCCGCCUGCUCUACAGCAGACACAACCACAGUCAGAUCACACAGGAUGAGCUCAGCACCAGGGUGAAAGCCAGCGCCGGCUCCACGCAGGUGAAUCAUGUGGCCCAAGCAAGCUUUCAAGUCGACGCUUUUGGCAGAAAAUUCAUUUUGGAUGUGGAACUAAAUCAUGAUCUGCUGUCUUCCGGGUACGUGGAGAGGCAUUUGUCAGAGAAAGGGAAGAGCGUCGUCACCAAUGGUGGAGAGCACUGCUACUAUCAGGGGAAGGUCAGAGACAUCCCUCACUCCUUUGUGGCCGUCUCAACCUGUCAUGGUUUGCAUGGGAUGUUUUUCGAUGGCAAUCACACCUACAUGAUUGAACCUGGAGGACAGGGCAGCAGCAAGGGAGAUGUCCACAUUCACAUGAUAUAUAAAUCUGCAGGGCACGAAGGAUUAAAUGAUCUCUUCAGUGGUGAUCUUCCAGAGCCCCCUUUUCCCAGCCCUCCGUUCCCUGGGUCCAAAGUUGUUCACAGGAGAAAGAAAAGACAGGCUCCACGCGUGUCACGCAGUGUAGCGGAUGAGACCAAAUACAUUGAGUUGAUGGUGAUCAAUGACCAUUUAAUGUACAAGAAGCAUCGGCUUUCCGUUGGGCACACGAAUAACUAUGCUAAGUCCGUGGUCAAUAUGGCUGACAUGAUUUUCAAGGAACAGCUUAAUACCCGGAUUGUGCUGGUUGCCAUGGAAACGUGGUCAGCCGACAACAAGUUCAACAUUGAUGACGACCCCAUGGUGACGCUGAGGGAGUUCAUGAAGUAUCGAAAAGACUUCAUCAAGGAGAAAUGUGACUCCGUUCACCUCUUCUCAGGGAAUCGUUUCCACAGCAGCUGGGGAGGAGCUUCCUAUAUGGGAGGAGUUUGCUCCCUGACUAAAGGAGGGGGUGUCAAUGAGUACGGAAAAACAGAUGAGAUGGCCAUAACCCUCGCGCAGUCUCUUGGACAGAACAUUGGCAUCUUUUCUGACAAGAAGAGGAUCCUCAAUGGCGAGUGCAAGUGCGAUGAUCGUUGGUCGGGCUGUAUCAUGGAUGAUGUUGGUUUUUACCUGCCCAAGAGGUUCUCCGACUGCAACCUGGAGGAGUACCACAACUUUCUAAACAGCGGAGGAGGAGCCUGUCUGUUCAACAAACCUCUGAAGCUGUUGGACCCACCAGUGUGUGGAAAUGGUUUUGUGGAGCCAGGAGAGGAGUGUGACUGUGGCAGCCCGGCAGAGUGUGCCAGAGAGGGGGAGGCCUGCUGUAACAAGUGCACCCUGACCCAAGGCUCCAAGUGCAGCAACGGACUCUGCUGCAAGAGCUGCCAGAUGGAGUUCAUGGGAGUUGUGUGCAGAGAUGCAGUAAACGACUGUGACAUCCCAGAAAAUUGCACAGGCAACUCCAGCCAGUGUCCGCCAAAUGUGCACAAGAUGGACGGCUACACGUGUGAAAAAGACCAGGGUCGCUGCUUCAAUGGAAGAUGUAAGACCAAAGACAGACAGUGCAAGUACAUUUGGGGAGAGAAGGCAACAGCGGCUGACAAGUUCUGUUACGAGAAAUUAAACAUUGAAGGGACAGAGAAAGGAAACUGUGGGAAGGACAAAGACACCUGGAUUCAGUGUAACAAACAAGAUGUUCACUGUGGGUACCUGCUGUGCUCCAACAUCUCACCUGCCCCGCGACUGGGAGAGCUGCAGGGAGGGCUGACCUCGUUCUCUGUGGCCCGACACAGUGCUUCUCUGGACUGCAGCGGCGCUCACGUGCUGAUUGACGGAGACACUGACCUCGGCUACGUCGAGGAUGGGACGGCCUGCGGGACGGACCGCAUCUGUUUCAAUCACAAAUGUCUUCCUGUCCAACAAUUCAACUUCAGCACCUGCCCUGGGACCACCGACAAGACUGUCUGCUCUGGACAUGGGGUGUGCAGCAGUGAGCUGAAGUGUGUGUGUUACCUGGGUUGGGCAGGAGAGGACUGUAACUCCACGUCUCCUCUCAGUUACCUCGUGGUCGGACCCACGGCCUCAGUUUCAGGUAUCACCAGUACCAACAUCAUCGUCGGGGCCAUCACAGGCUCCAUCCUCUUCCUCGCCCUCAUACUGGCUGUUACAGCCUGGUGUUACAAGAGCUACAAGCAAAAACGCUACGUUGAGUCUGAAGUUCACCGAAGAUUCUGCCGGCAAAUGCCCCCAGGUGACUAUGUAACAAAGCCUGGGGAUGCAGACUCAUUUUACAGCGACAUGCCUCCGGGUGUCAGCACAAACUCAGGCUGCAGCUCCAAGAAGAGAUCUAAUGGCCUAUCCCACUCAUGGAGCGAGAGAAUCCCAGAUGCCAAACACAUCUCUGACAUCUGUGAAAAUGGGCGACCGAGGAGCAACUCGUGGCAAGGAAAUCUGAGCGGUAAUCGUAAGAAACUUAAAGGAAAGAAGUUCCGUGCUCGCUCCAACUCCACAGAGACGCUAUCCCCUGCCAAGUCUCCCACUUCUUCUACAGGAUCUAUUGCAUCCAGCAGGAGGUACCCGUACCCCAUGCCCCCUCUUCCCGAUGACCAGAGGAAAGCAAACAGGCAGAGCGCCAGGCUGUGGGAAACUUCAAUAUAACAGCCUUCUCACCCACUCAGCAAAAGAUCUCGAGGAACUACACUUGUCUCUCCUUUUCUAUGAAUGAAAAACACAAAAAAUUUAAACAAAAUUGACUCUAAGCUAUUUAAGAGAAGUGGAGAGAGAGCCCCCCCACUGGAGUGGAAAUAAGCAAAGGCGUGUGUGAGUAAGUGUGUACAAGCAUCUCCGAGGCUUUCUCUCCAGACAGUGUCAUUCAGUGGAUCUUUACAAAGACGAUGCGGAUCGCUGGCAGAGAAACCAGCUCCACAUCCACUCCAGACCAGCUGGAGCUCAGACCGAGCUGUUCCUGUCCUGUCUGCUCAGGCCGCAUCUAAGGGACUGGAAACCCUCCUCCACCCCGACCCCCUCGUACCCAUCCUAAAACCUUGACACGUCCUCUUUUAGCUCAGCUCUUAUCACUACAACUCCACCCCCCCCCCC
Messenger RNA from Plectropomus leopardus (leopard coralgrouper), 3396 nucleotides. It is a transcript of the gene adam22, whose product is annotated as ADAM metallopeptidase domain 22. Gene Ontology annotation, biological process: proteolysis. The record is from RefSeq and is a predicted model, not a curated record. Lineage: Eukaryota; Metazoa; Chordata; Actinopteri; Perciformes; Serranidae. Gene Ontology annotation, cellular component: postsynaptic density membrane. Gene Ontology annotation, molecular function: metalloendopeptidase activity.